CAGAAACGUCUGGACGCGAACUCGCCAAGCAGCCGCACAUAAAGACGAUAUUUAAAGACGAAAGCAGAAAAAGACCUGGGACUCGUUACUUACUGCUAAGUUGUGUAAUUUUCUCCUUCUGCCUGAUUCCGUCUCCGCGGAAGGACGAAGCGAUUUAAGGACAAUGGGGACGUCUGUGUGCUCUAACGGGACCGACGGGACCGACGGGACGGGUGACGACGUGCCGAAGCCUCUGCGCGCGUGUCUGGUGGCACUUGUGGUGCUGCUCAUCCUCCUUACCGUGUUUGGCAACGCGCUGGUUGUGAUCGCCGUGUUCACCAGCCGAGCAUUGAAAGCUCCUCGGAACCUUUUCCUGGUCUCGUUGGCUUCGGCUGACAUUUUGGUGGCGACGCUGGUCAUGCCCUUCUCGCUGGCCAACGAGCUGAUGGGCUACUGGUAUUUUGGCCAGGCGUGGUGCGUGGUGUACCUGGCUCUGGAUGUGUUCUUCUGCACCGCCUCCAUUGCGCACCUGUGUGCCAUCAGCCUGGACCGCUACUGGUCCGUGACCCGGGCCGUGGAGUACAACCUGAAGCGCACGCCCCGCCGCAUCAAGUGCGUCAUCCUCGCGGUGUGGGUCGUCGCUGCCGUCAUCUCCUUCCCGCCGCUCGUCACCGCAGAGAAGGAGGGACAGCGGGAGGCGGGGCGCCCCGUGUGUGAGAUCAACGAGGACAAGUGGUACAUAAUCUCAUCCUGCGUUGGCUCCUUCUUUCUGCCCUGCGGCAUCAUGGUGCUCGUUUACAUCCGCAUCUACCGGAUAGCCAAGAGCAGGACGAGGGUAGGGAGAGGGAGGGGAGAGGAAGACGAACUACAACGGAGGGAUGACGCUGGAAAGGAGGAGGAUGGCGAAGGCCGGCACCGAGAUGAGCCCGGACGCGAUCCAGACGACGUCGCAGAUGAGUCGUCCUCUUCCGACCGCAAGGAGGAUGAUGACGCUCGCGCCGACGCGAAGAAGCGAACUGUAGGCGCAGCCGACUCAAGAAGGGUCAGACCCGGGGACAAGACAGGCGAGCGGUCCACACGGCGGGGUGGUGCUCGUGGACGCUGGAAAGGCCGGCAGAACCGCGAGAAGCGUUUCACCUUCGUCCUGGCCGUCGUGGUCGGCGUCUUCGUCGUCUGCUGGUUCCCUUUCUUCUUCACAUACACACUGAAGGCACUUUGCGACUCGUGCUACGUUCCCGUCACGCUCUUCAAGUUCUUCUUUUGGUUCGGCUACUGCAACAGCUCGCUCAACCCCAUCAUCUACACCAUCUUCAACCGCGACUUCAGGAGAGCUUUCAAAAAGAUCCUGUGUCGAGGAGAACGCAGGCACGUGUGAAGCAAACGCUGUGUUCGCGGGUCAUUUCUGACGCUGUAAACAUUUCGCGGUGGUCGCAAAGAGAUGGACGACGGAUCGUGAAGAACGGCUGCUUCAAUAUGACACCUGCUCGUGUUAUACGUCGAUAAGGGCGAUAAGAAGAAAACGGCCUGCGGUGCCUCGCUCUGUAAAUAUCACAAAUGACACAGCGGGAAGCUGUGCGUGAGACGCUUCCUCAUGUUCCUCUUAACAUGUUUGAGGUGUGUGUGAUGUUAGAUAUGGAUAUUUCAGACAGAGAUCAUGUUUUGUCGUGUCUGGGGAACGUCAGUAAAAUGCGACUAAAUUAAUAUCGCCCCCUAACGAUUUGACAAAACAACAAACGCAGUAAGAAAACACAACUCUCAUCUCCUCUCAUCUGCUUUUAUGUAUUCCCUUAAUGUGUAUAAGAGCUUAAUACGAGCCAUUAGGCAAAACAACCUGGUUUCAUGUCACCGAGAUCCUCUUCUGUCAUGAACACGGGACAGAUCUGAAAUAAAACUGACCCUGAGGUUAAAGUCUAGCUUUAAAUAAUCGCUCCGUCAUGUAAAUCAUGCAGUAAAGUACACGCAGAGAGGUCAUAUACGGGGCAAAGACGUCCCACGUUCAUUACCACAGACUUGGGGGUUGGGGGGUGUAUGCACACACACACUACACAUCACAGAAAACGGUUUGUGCUCGUGCUUUAAGCGACAACCAAGUCUGUUAGAAAAUGCUACAGAAAUUUUAAAAAGAGAAGGCUGGAUUAUUUCUCUCUGUACUUUACACAUUUUUUUACACAAAUCCACAAGUUUGAUUGGAGUUUUUAUUUUUAUCAUCACUCUGAAACACGAUCGAUGUUCUCGAGGUCUAGUGGUUCGUGGCUACAGAAAAUCUACCGUUAACUGAUAGAAAACAAAUGUGCUUAUAUCUGCAUCCUGGAGUUUGUUCUUAGUCCUGUGGGUUUUUUUUUUGUAGGACUUGUUGCUUGUUCUGGCUGAUAAACUGCACAUUUAUUUUUGGUCUGCUGAAAUAAAGCGGGUUUGCCCUUUAAGACAUCUGUUUAAGCACAAGACAAGAUAUCAGAUGAGACGUAAAGUCCCAUAUUAUGUUAAAAAUUGUCUUAUUUGAACAAUUUCAAAUGAAUAUGUUUAUAUUAUGUGUUCAAAUGAAGAUGUAAUUCAAUAAAAUCAGAAAGACCGGC
Tachysurus fulvidraco (yellow catfish) is the source of this 2552-nucleotide messenger RNA. RefSeq names its product adrenoceptor alpha 2A (gene adra2a). The coding region runs from base 164 to 1354 and encodes 396 amino acids. Gene Ontology annotation, biological process: adenylate cyclase-activating adrenergic receptor signaling pathway. Gene Ontology annotation, cellular component: membrane. Lineage: Eukaryota; Metazoa; Chordata; Actinopteri; Siluriformes; Bagridae. The transcript has 2 exons. Gene Ontology annotation, molecular function: adrenergic receptor activity. The record is from RefSeq and is a predicted model, not a curated record.